GAAAAAUCAAACAGGCGAUGAUUGCAAGUUCACGAGUACCAACAAUGGUAAUGGUGUUGAGUCCAAUCCAUUGUUAGUUGUUACCAACCCCAGCACGAUUUAAAUACUCCCGGCCAUCGGCAUCAGCCGCCGUCCCCUCCAUUUUCAUACGCCAGUUUGAAGGUUUUGUUUUUUCUCAUUUGUCUUUCCCUCGGCCCUCAGCCCUCAGGUCACGUCAUUUGGAAGUUUCUCCUCAUUCUUUCUUUAUGGUUAUACCUUUUUCUUUCAUCUUCAACGUAACUAGUUGGAAAAUGAACCCCGAAGACGAAGUCAACCUCCACGCAUCUCCUUUUUCCUUCCUUCAAUCAUCUGUCAAACAACCAAACUUUGUAUUUCACGUUUGGGAGACCCGACAAAACACCAACAAUUCAAGAUUUUUUUGGGUUCCAAGAAUCAUCGUUCGUUGCUCACCAACUGUUCGCCGAAUUGUCUAAAAGAAAUGGAACACUUUCUUGAUUCCAAUAUUGGAUAAUUCCGAUACAGUCAUCUCUUAUUCCAGGUCUUCUCUUCACUUUGUGUGUGUGUAAGCGUUCUUUACUUGUGAUUGCUUUUCGUCAGCUGGUUUCUUCAAAUGGAGGGUAAAAGCCUCUCUGUUAUUGUUCCCGACGCUGAUGAGGCAAGUAGCAGUGUAACAAAAGAUUCCGAAACUCUAUCAGAACUCUCUCACUCUACACGUAAAUUAGGUGUAAUUCUCAGUGAAUUUAAGGAAAACAAGAUCAUGGAGACUUCUCCCAUUAGAAAAGCUGUUGACUCUCUUGAAACAGAGCUACAAAGGGCUAAGGCUUUGGUUGCAAGUCCCCUUUAUUCAUCUUCACCAAACAAGCGAAUUGAAGAGAUCACAGAAAAUCUUGGCAGGUCAAUAGGCCUUGUUCUGUUUGCUAGUCAUGAUGUUUCAUUGACUGGUAAAGAAAAACUUGAAACUUUAAGGAGAGAGAUGAUGAGUGUUGCACAGUUCAGUGUUGCAAGUUCUGAUAGUAAAUCAGACUUUCUUGAUGAUGUUGAAACAGAAGAAAACGAGGAAGAUGAUGAAGAGGAGGAGAAUGUUGUUGGAGAGAUAGUUGAAGAGGAAAAAGUUGUUUCAUGUUCUACUGUUGAAGAUAUCGUUUUGUACCUCAAGUGUGGAGAUGAUGAACAGCUAAAACUUGCACUUUUUGCCUUGGACACGUUGAUAAAGGAUCAUAAAGCUACAAAUGAAUGGAUUGAUUCUGAAGAAAUUGUCCCAAUUCUUUUCAAUAGGUUAACUUCAGCAAAACCGCUUAAUCGCUUGAGUAUCAUUCAAAAUCUGAGAUCCCUUGUUGCACAAAAUGAUGGUAUUAAGAGCAAGAUGACAGAGGUAGAGUAUUUGUCAGCACUGGUCAAAUCUUUGACUCGUGAAGAGGAAGAACAGAAAGAAGCAGUAGGCUUGUUAUCAUCUCUUUCUGAUGUUUCUGAUGUGAGAAGAAGAAUUGGAAGAAUUCAAGGAUGCAUAGUUAUGUUAGUUGCUAUUUUCAAUGGUGAAGAUCAACAAGCUGCACAAGAUGCAGGAAGAUUGUUAGCUGCUUUAUCAAGCAAUACCCAAAAUGCCCUUCAUAUGGCAGAAGCUGGUUACUUUAAGCCUUUAAUAAAGUAUUUAACAGAAGGAUCUGACAUGAGUAAAAUUCUCAUGGCAACUGCGAUUUCAAGAAUGGAACUUAGAGAUCAAACCAUGGCUUCAAUUGGAGAAGAUGGUGCAAUUCCACCUUUAGUUAAAAUGUUCAAAGAAGGAAAACUUGAAUCAAAACUUUCAUCUUUAAGUGCCUUACAAAACUUAUCCACAUUAAAAGAAAACACACGAAGAUUAAUAAAUUCCGGAAUUGUCCCUUCACUACUUCAACUCAUGUUUUCUGUAACAUCUGUUCUCAUGACACUUCGCGAACCAGCUUCAGCCAUUCUUGCAAGAAUUGCAAAGUCAGACUCCAUGUUAGUCAACCAUGGAAUUGCCCUUCAAAUGUUCUCACUUUUGAAUCUUUCAAGUCCCAUUAUCCAACACCACCUUCUAGAAGCUCUAAACAGCAUUGCUUCUCAUUCUACUGCUUCAAAAGUCAGAAGAAAAAUGAAGGAAAACGGAUCAAUUCAACUUCUUUUACCUUUUCUUAAUCAAACUAAUCCCAAAACAAGAACAGGUGCCUUCAAUUUGAUUUACACUUUAUCUAAAGAGUUAUCCGAUGAACUUACAGAACAAUUAGGAGAAACUCAUCUUCUAAUCAUUGUAAACAUUCUAUCAUCUUCAACAUCCGAAUCCGAAAAAGCUACAGCUGCUGGAAUCCUGAGUAAUCUUCCUGUUAAUGACAAAAAAGCUACAGAGAUACUCAAAAAGGCUAACUUACUACCUGUUCUUGUGUCCAUUUGUUCAAAGCAAACAACUUUAUCAUCCCAUUUGUUUGAAAACAUCGCGGGUAUACUCAUAAGAUUUACAAUCACAUCUGAUGUGAAAUUACAACUUUACUCAGCUGAAAAUAAAGUAAUCCCAGUUCUGAUAAAGCUCUUAUCAGAAGGGUCGAUAGUUUCCAAAAGCAGAGCUGCAAUCUCACUAGCACAGUUAUCAAGAAACAGUUUAAAUCUGAGAAAGGCAAAAAUGUCAAGAUGGUUAUGUGUUCCUCCAUCUGUGGAAUCCUUCUGUGAAGUUCAUAAUGGUUACUGUUUUGUGAAGAGCAGUUUUUGUUUAGUGAAAGCAGGUGGUGUUCCUUUAUUGAUACAAGUCUUGAAAGGUAAUGAAAGGGAAGGUGAUGAAAAUGUACUUGAUGCUUUAUCGAAUCUUUUGCAAGAAGAGAUAUGGGAAAAUGGGUGUGGGUUUAUUGAGAAAUUGGGUGGGAUUGAAGCUGUUAUAAAAGUUAUGGAAUUGGGGAGUUUAAAAACGAAAGAAAAAGCAGUUUGGAUUUUGGAGAGAGUUUUUAGGGUUGAAGAGUAUAGAGUUAAGUAUGGGGAAUCUGCUCAAGUGGUGUUGAUUGAUGUUGCACAAAAUGGAGAUUUGCAGUUGAAACCAAUAGUGGCAAAGUUGUUGGCUCAACUUGAACUCUUGCAAGUUCAAUCUAGUUAUUUUUGAUUUUUGAUUUUUGAUUUUUGGAAUAUUUUGUUUUGUGAAAAUCAUUUUUUUGGUUUCUUGAUUUUAUAUAAAAAGGAUGUG
This is a messenger RNA of Lactuca virosa, 3181 nucleotides long. Lineage: Eukaryota; Viridiplantae; Streptophyta; Magnoliopsida; Asterales; Asteraceae. The record is from the annotation of a GenBank genome assembly.